Numida meleagris (helmeted guineafowl) is the source of this 4551-nucleotide messenger RNA. It is a transcript of the gene EIF6, whose product is annotated as eukaryotic translation initiation factor 6. Gene Ontology annotation, biological process: cytosolic ribosome assembly; ribosomal subunit export from nucleus; assembly of large subunit precursor of preribosome. Gene Ontology annotation, molecular function: ribosomal large subunit binding. NCBI's taxonomy places the organism in Eukaryota, Metazoa, Chordata, Aves, Galliformes, Numididae. Bases 98 to 835 code for a protein of 245 amino acids. The transcript is spliced from 6 exons. The record is from RefSeq and is a predicted model, not a curated record. Gene Ontology annotation, cellular component: nucleolus; cytosol; preribosome, large subunit precursor.
CCGCCUCCAGAAGCGGAAGCGGCCGUGCCGCGUGGGGCUGGCUGCGGCCGCCGCUCCCGGACGUCCGUCGGUCUUUGCGUUGGUCGAGAUCGUAGCCAUGGCCGUCCGCGCUAGCUUCGAGAACAACAACGAGUUAGGCUGCUUCGCCAAGCUCACCAAUGCCUACUGCCUGGUGGCUAUCGGCGGCUCCGAGAACUUCUACAGCGUCUUCGAGGGGGAGCUCUUCGGGACCAUCCCGGUGGUGCACGCCUCCAUCGCCGGCUGCCGCAUCAUCGGCAGGAUGUGUGUGGGGAACAGGCAUGGACUGUUGGUCCCGAGCAGUACAACAGACCAAGAGCUUCAGCACAUCCGCAAUAGCCUUCCAGAUUCUGUCCGAAUUCAGCGAGUGGAGGAGCGUCUCUCAGCACUGGGCAACGUCACUACCUGCAAUGACUACGUAGCUCUUGUUCAUCCUGAUCUGGACAGGGAAACUGAAGAGAUCUUGGCAGAUGUACUAAAGGUUGAAGUUUUCAGACAAACGGUAGCAGAUCAGGUGCUGGUGGGAAGUUACUGUGUAUUUAGUAACCAAGGAGGAAUUGUGCACCCCAAAACUUCCAUCGAGGAUCAGGAUGAACUGUCUUCAUUGCUUCAGGUCCCACUCGUGGCUGGAACAGUAAACCGUGGCAGUGAGGUCAUUGGAGCAGGCAUGGUUGUAAAUGACUGGUGUGCCUUCUGUGGGCUGGACACAACCAGCACUGAGCUCUCUGUCAUUGAGAGCAUCUUCAAGCUGAAUGAAGCUCAGCCAAGUACUAUUGCUACCAGCAUGAGAGAUUCCUUGAUUGACAGCUUGGCAUGAGCAGUGUCAGUUCAUGCCGUUCAAGAAGCUCCUAAGGAGCCGAAGAGUCAAGCUGCAGUUUGGAUUACAGACCUCUAGACCUUUGUUUCUGCAGGACUAGCACCAGGAAGAGGCUCCCGAAAAACCAUCUUUUUUGUAAUGUUUUGUAAACUAAAUAUUAUUGCGAAAAAUGGCAAAUAACAUACAUAAGUUCCAAAUAUGGAAUGUUCUCUAUCCCUUUGCUGAUGUUCUUCAUUCCUUCUUCAGCUGUGCUUUCUUUGUGAUGCUGACUGAGGCCUUUAAAUUAGCCCACAAUAUUCACUCGUUUGGAUUUUGGUUACUGAUAACUAGAAAAUUGUUUUGCCUUAAAUAGAGGAUUAAUAUUCUGCUCUGCAGCAGGCUGUUUCAGCACGCAUAUGGUGCUGCCCUCUCUGUCUUUUCAUACUCUUGGUGUUUCUGCUGUAGGUGGGCAUAAGAGCCCCUGUAUUUCCUAUACCAAAAACACAGUAGUUAACUUGCCAGAAAAAAAAAAUUCAGAAGGCAUCACCUGGAGUCCUGCCCUGACUUGCAGCUCUUCUCAGGGGGCUGCUGAUUCUGAAAUGAUCGGCUCUGACUGAAAAUGGAGUUUCUCAAAGAAGUCAGUCCAGAGACUUAACAGCCAGUUGUGACUGCCUCCAGAACAAUGGAAUUCGAUCUGUUGUCUGCAGAUGUCAGACCUGUGUGGUACUUCUGAGACAUCUGCAGAAGAUCCUUGAAAAACAUGCAGUUGCUGGUAGGCUUAAAUGUUCUCUACGGGAGUUGGCCGCCUUCCCUGAGAAACUCUUAGAAGUCAGCAAAUCAGAAAGGGUUGAACCAUGUGAUCUUGAGUUACCCUGGAGGCAAAGGUUAAUUAACACGGUUCUAAAUGGUUACUGUAUUCAGUUGUACUUUCCACGUUUGCGAGCUUGCUGUUGAAGAGUUCUGCCCUUGCCUGGCAGUAACGGUGAUGCAAAGGAAAUGUAGAGCUAACAAUUUCUGGCAUUUAUGGCUCCCUUGAUGUAGUGGACAGCCUUUCUUGACUGACUCCGUGUCUCCUCCUCCAUGUCAGUGUUUAGCUUCAGAAGCUGAUUGCCUUUUGUUAACUCACAGGGCUCUCUUAUUAGGACUAUAUGGUAAAGGGCCUGACUGCUGCUGUGGCUGUUGGCGUGGGAUCACCCACUGUAAAUAAGUAAGGCUGAGCAUUUCUUGUGCAGCUUCUUGUGUUUGUUUUUUUUUCCUUCCUCAUUCCAAUCAUUAGGCAGAAAUCCUAGUUUGUAUUAGUGAUCUUGGUAUGCAUUAGAAUUGCUUAAAUAAGAAAAAUAAUCCAGUUUCUGUGAAAUCCAAAUCCAUAAAUAAGAAAGACACUGAGACAGUGGUGGGAGGUGAUAAUAUGCCAAAGAGUGUUGGAGACAAACAGAAGAAUUGGGCAUUGCUAACUAUGGUGUGUGACCUCCUAUGAAACUUGCACUGAAACGUGGGAGCUGGGAGGUGGCAAAUACAGUAUCAGUUCUAAACAAAGGGUUUGUGGGAAUUCUGAACUGGGAAGGUGGACCUGUGUGCAAAGAAAAUUAACAGAAGCUGUAAUACAGAAUUAAGUUAGUAGAAACAUCAUGAGACAGCAAUAAACUUGAUGCUUUAAUUGCAAGUCAUGUCUCACAAGGCCUGUGGAGUAAUUUAAAGAAGUUUGGUUGUAAUCUAUCUGAAUUUCCAAAAAGGCAUUUGGCAGGGUUUUGUGCCAAAGGCUUUUAAGGACCCUGGAUAAUCGUAUGAGAAGGAGGCUCAUUUAUGUGCUGGAGGAUGGGGGAAAAAAGUCAGAGUAAAUGGUUGGAUCUUUCACUGGGAUUCCAUGGGCAGCUCAGCUGUGUCCCAUUGGGGCAAGGCAGUGGAUUAGUGCAGUGAAGUUUGCUCAGGCUGCCUCGUUCUCGCUUGUAAGGAUGAGAACUGACUGACGUGUUGGUGGGAAGGUGUGAGAUAGGAGAUCCUCAUGAGGCUUAAUGACUUCAUUAUAAAGCAGAAACAACUAGUCCUCCACUCUUGUGGGGGAUCACUUCUGUUCUGACUAGUGGUUGGUAUGUCCCAGCAUACUUAAACUUACCUGGAGAAAUGCACCUACUUUAUUGGUGAUCAGAUUAUUCACGCUAGUCAAAAACAAAUAAAUACAGAACGCUGAGUGCAAAAUAAGAGUACGUAAUGGGCUGCUCUCUGCCAGAGCUGCAACUGCUGUGCUUCAGGUGGGUGUGCCAGGACACCCCUCUUGCUGCCCAAAUGGCCCAUAGUGCAGGGCAGUGUGUGUCGUGCCAGGAACACGCUUAGAAGAGCCCCUUGGGUGUGGGAUUAGAGUCAGGUAAGCGCUGAUGUUCCCUGCUCCCCUGUGGUGGCACUAUGUCCUGGUGCUGUGUUUCUGGACACGAACUAGAACGUGGCCACCUGUCCAUGGAGAUGCUUUACCCACGCUGAUGGGAGACAUGCUGGGUCAGUGCUCGGGUGAUGUGCUUGUGUAGCAUCAGACAGGAGCCCAGCAAAGAGCUUGGAUGUGGGAAUCUAAGGAACCGUGCCUCACAUGAAUAUCUGCAACUGGAUCCAGGUCACUCUAGGAUUGCACAAGUGUUAAUCUAAAUCAGAGCAUAAUUAACUGGCUCGUACCUGGGGAGUAAGCGGGCCAACUGCUCACCGUCCUGCCUUGCCCCCCUCCGAGUGCCGACACUUCUAACUGUCGAGGGCUGAAUUUCUCACCAAUUGAAGCAUCUGCAGAAAUACCUUAUGCCUCCAGAAAGGACAGACGUACGUAACAUUUACCUGCACCUCAAAGGUGAGCAUGCACUAGGAGUCAAUUACAAGGUAGUUAUAAAAGGUACCAAACUAUUUCUCCAGUUCCUUGAAGCAGCAGCUCCUUGAGGACGUUGAGUUCUGGCACUGUGGGGCAGGCUUACCUUACUGCAGCAGGCACUGCUCUGCUUUGCAGCUGUGUGAGCAAACAGCUGAGCUUCCUACGCAUCCUGACACCGUGCCCCUUGCACAGCUUGUCACUCAGCACGAAGUCCUGAAGGAAACCAAAGCCAACCUUUGGGCAGGAGGGAAAAAACCCAAAUGAACAGAAGCAGACAUUUCUUCAGGUUGUAAAUUUUUUUUUUGUUUGUUUUUUAAUGAUGGCUGUUGGAAGUUGCUCAAAGGUUCGGGCUGUCACAGUCCCAGAGGAGAUGGCAGCGUACAGAUGAGUUCGAUGUGCCAUGUGGCUGUGGCAUUCAUAGUGUGCAUUCUACCACAUAUACAGUACACAUAGCAACUUACGGAGCAGCGUGUAUGGGGGGUGUCUAAUUAGUAGCUCUGAUUUCAUUUGGUCCUUUGCACUCCUUCACCCAUCAUAAGACAUUACCACAUUUUUUCACUAAAAUUCAGUUUUGCAUCUACUAGCUUCUCACUUAUCUCAUAAUAUCUUUGUAAUACUUUUUAUGCUUAAACACAAUAAACAAUGUGGCUAUGGAAAUUAAUCAUGAAAGGCAAAAUACAGUUGGAGACUACAUGUUAUGCAGUCCUAGUGGGCUUCACUAAGAAAUACCUAUUGGUCUAUCUGGCUUCACCAUAGCAAUAUUUGAGCACUAGUUAGAAAUUCAGAACGCGAACAAUCUUUCUGCUUUUUCAUUCCUCAUCAUUGUAAUUACAAAUAUUUAUAGCAUGUUUGUCAAGAAAAUAAAAAUCCUUGGAUUAUUUUUUUUUCCACA